Molecule: messenger RNA, 10905 nt
Organism: Aureococcus anophagefferens
Lineage: Eukaryota; Pelagophyceae; Pelagomonadales; Pelagomonadaceae
Exons: 3
Coding region: 1-10890 (3629 amino acids)
Cellular component (GO): WASH complex
Source: RefSeq, a predicted model, not a curated record
AUGCGCCUGGCACGCCGCCCCGGCGCCGCCCGCCGCCCCGCGGCCGUCGUCGCCUUGCUCCUCCUCUGCGCCGCAGGGGCGAGGGCGGCCAAGCCACCCGCGUUCAGGAUUCUCAGCGGCGCGCCCCGCACGGAGGCCGAUCGGACGGGGAACAUCCCCGAAGACAACGUAAGGGCCCUCGCGCGCCGCGCGCCGCCGAGCGAUCGCGCGACGUACCCAUGGUCGUCCGACGUCUUCAAGUUCGGCGAAGGCGGCCUUACGUACAAGACGGAGGGCCUGAAGGUUUUCGAGGCCGACGGCCCCUUCUGCUGCCGGAAGGCGCGGAGCGUCUGCUUCUGGGCCAAGAAGACCGCCGCCGAAACGGGCGAGAUGCACGUCGUCUUCCAGCUCGGCGUCCACGAGGACCUGAAAAGCUUUGAGGUCUACUUCCGCGACGACCGCGACGACACCUACUUUGGCGCGCACUUUGGCACCAGCCAGCUUAAGUUCGAGGUCUCGGACUUGGAGCUGGCGGUGCCGGUCAAGUUCAACGACGAGUGGCACCACUACUGCGCGAUCCUCUCGGACCCGGGCGUCGGGGAGCUCGCGCUCAGCGUCGACGGCGCCAAGGUAAAGACCUUCCGGGACCUGCCCCAGUUCAACACCAGGCCCUCGGCGAUCUCCGUCGGCCGCGUGCUCGAACCGGGCGACUGCGGCGGAGGCGGGGGCGACCAAGGUUUCAGCCGGCGGCUCGCCUCCGAGGACGACUGCGUCCAUUCGCACUUCCACGGCUACAUCGACGAGCUCCGCCUCUAUGAUUCCGCGCUGAGCGAACAAGACGUCCAGCGCGACUACAAUGAAGGUGCCGCGAUGCCGCCGUGCGAGGCGUCAAUCUGCAAGUCCGUCUACGUCCUCUUCAAAGUCGGCGACAUCGUCUGCCACUACAGUGGCACCGUGAAGCCGGGCGAGCCGACGCUCGCGCCCGUGACGCCCGCGCCGACGUUCAAGCCCUCCGACGCGCCCACGCCCGGGCCGACGCCCGGACCGACCGUGCUGCCGGGGAAUCCGACGGCGGCGCCCGUCACGCCGUGGCCGUCGGCGAAGCCGUCGCACGAUCCGACGCACAAGCCGACGGAGCUCCCGACGGAGCCGCCGUCGCCGAAGCCGAGCCCGAAUCCGACGGCGCCGCCGACCGCGAAGCCGACGGAGUUCCCGACGCCGCGGCCGACGCUCGCGCCCACGGCGGCGCCGGGCUCGCCGACGCUCGCGCCCCAGACCGCCGCGCCGUCCGCCGCGCGCUCGGCGCCGCCGACGGGCCCCGGCGAGGGGGAGCCCGCGGUCGCCGCGACGCUCGCGCCGUCGCCGCCGGACGCGGCCGCGCGGACGGCGGCGCCGAAGGCCCCGACGGCCGCGCCGACGCCGUGCGACGCGGCCGCGGCCGACGUCGCGGCCCCCGGAGUGGAGGGAGCGCGCUUCGACGCGAGCGGCGGCGUCGUCGUCGUGGCCCUGAACGGCCCGGCCGCGGUCGCCGUCGACGGCGCCCGCUGGCCCUGCGACGACGCGCUCGAGCUCGCCGGCUCCGGCGACGCGACGUGCGCCUGGGAGUCGGCGACGCGCCUCGCGGCGACGCUCGGGCCCGGCGCGACGGUCCGCGCGGGCGACAGCGUCGCGCUGCGCGCCGGCGCGGUCCAGGGCGCCGGCGCGGCGUCCUGCAGCCCCUCCAACGGCCGCUCGGCCGCGACGAUCGCCGGCCCCGUCGCCGCCGUCGCGCCCCGCGCGGUGCUCACGCCCGCGGCGUCCACGGUCGUCGCCUGCGAGGGCCUGACGCUCGACGUCUCCGCGUCGACGGGCCACGGCGGCCGCGCCUGGGCGUCCGUCGCCUGGACCGUCGACGCGGCCGCGCUCGGCGCGCGCGCGGCCGCGGCCGCGGGCUCGGCGACGCUGGCCUUCUCUCCCGCGGACCUCGAGGCCGUCGUCGGCGAGACGGUCACCGUGACCGUCGCCCUCGAGAACUUCCUCGGCGCCGCGGCGCCGCCGAAGGCGCUCGCCUUCGCCGUCGCGGCGUCGCCGCGGCCGUCCGUCGCCGUCGCCGGCGGCGACGACGUCCGCGUCCUCGCGGCGGACGGGCUCCACGCGCGGAGCGAGGCCGCGGCGUCGGGCUGCGGCGACGCGGCCGGCGGCGCGGGCGCCGUCACAAGCGCGUGGCGCGUCGUCGCCUACGUCGACGAGGCCGGCGCGGCGCUGCCGUUCCCCGUGGACGUCUCCGCGAACGCGCGCGACUUCGUCCUCGAGCCCUACGCGCUGCGGCCCGGGUCGCGCCUCGACCUCGCCGUGACGGCGACGCGCGGGACCGCGACGAACGAGGCCGCGGCGACGGUGACCGUGGGCCGCGCGCGGCCGGUGGCGCGCCUCGCCGGCGGGACGGCGCGCACGGCCUCCGCGGGCGACGUCGCGGACGCGGCCGGGUCCUACGACCCGGACGUCGCGCCCGGGGACCGCGCCGCCGACGACCUGGCCUUUUCCUGGACCUGCGCGGACGACACGGGCGCGGCCGUGCCGCUCGCGGACGCGUCGUCGCCCGUCGUCGCGCUGCCGACGGCGCCGGGCGUCUACCGCCUGUCCGUCGUCGUCGAGAAGGACGGCCGCGCGAGCGACGCCGCGGUCCAGGUCGUCACCGUCGCCGCGGACGUCGCGCCCGUCGUCGCCAUCGACGACUUCGAGGGCCCGCUCGCGCCCGCGCGGAAGAACCGUCUGGCCGCGCGCGUCGACGGCGUCGACGGCGCGACGGUGUCCUACGUCUGGACGCUCGCGCCCUACGCGGCGCCGAGCUCCGUCGUCGCCGCGUCGCUCGACGGCGGCUCCGCGGACGCGACGCUCGUCGUCGGCGACCCGCUGCGGCCGCUCGCGGCGGGCGCGACGUACGUCUUCACGCUGACGGCGACGAUCGACGGCGGGCCCCACGCGGGCAACGCCGCGGCGGCGUCCAUCGCCGUCGUCGCGAACCGCCCGCCCCACGGCGGCCGCCUCGCCGUGACGCCGGCGACCGGCGAGGCCGCGACGACGCGCUUCGCGCUCGAGGCCGGCGGCUGGACCGACGCGGACCUGCCCCUCGUCUACGCGUUCUCGACGGCCAGCCGCCUCCUCGCCGAGGGCCUCGCGGACGGACGCGCGCGCGACCUGCUGCUGCCCCCGGGCCCCGCCGUCGCCCUCGCGACGACCGUCGCCGACGCGCACGGCGCGGCCGCGACCGCGGCGACGACGGCGGCCGUCGCGGAGGCCGGCGCGACCGUCGCGGCGCUCCGGGCGUCGUCCGACGCGGACCUCGACGCGACCGUCGCGAGCGGCGAGGUCGAGGAGGCCUACGCGGCGCUCGUCGCCUACAGCGGCGCCGUCGAGGCCGGGGCCGCGCCGCUCGGCGGCGCCUGCGGCGGCCGCGGCGACCGCGUCGAGGCCGCGUCCGGCGCGGCGAGUUGCGCGUGCGACGCCGGCUUCCACGGGCCGACCUGCGCCUACGACGACGCCGCGUGGGCCGAGCGCACGGCCUACGCGGCGUCGCUCCUGGGCCACCGCGACGCCGUCGCGGCGCUCCAGCCGCCGUCGGACGCGGCGACGCGCAUGCAGGCGUCGAGCCUCGCGGCCAUCGCCUCCACGGCGGCGCUCGACGAGGCGGCGUCUGCGGGCGUCCUCGAGUCCGCGCGCGCGCUCGCCGCGGACGCCGCGGCGCGCGGCGUCGACGACGAGGCCUUCGCGAAGGACGUCGCCGACGCGCUCGCGGCCGCCGUCGCCGCGGCGCCGCCGCCGCGGAGCGGCGACGGCCGGCGGCUCCAGGCGUCGUCGUCGCUCGACGACGUCGCCGCGGCGCUGAGCUCGGUCUGCGAGGCGCUCCUCAACAACGCGGCCGCGGACGAGCGGCCGUCGGGCGCGGCGAACGACGUCAUCGACGUGCGCUGCUCCAAGCUCUCGCCGGCCACGGCGCCGGGCGCCCUGGUGAACGCGAGCGCGGGCGCGCUCGCGCUGCCGGCGUCGACGGACCUGGGCGACGGCGAGUGGCUCGAGGUCUUCGCGUACGUCGUCGACGCCGCGGGCGCGUACGCGCCCUCGACGGCGACCCGCUCGAGGGACGGCGACAGGUCGACGACCAUCAUCGUCGACGUGCGGUCGAGGACCCUGAGCUUCGGCUUCGCGACGGACUCGCCGGACGGCCGCCGGCGGCUCCGGCGGGGCGGCUUCUCGUCCGGCGGCGGCGGCGCGACGCUCUCGUUCGACGACGACGUCGACGGCCCCGCGGGCCUCAGCGAGACGCUCUACGCCGUCAACGUGACCUGCGCGGGCGAGGAUAUCGUCGUCGCGUGCGACGGCGGCGGCGACGACGUCACCGUGCCCUGCGGCCCGGACAACGAGGGGACGGUCUACGAGGCGACGUGCGUCCGACAGAUCGAGCCGGGCUGCGCGGAGUACGACGUCGCCGCGGGGGCCUGGGUCGCGGUCUGCGCCGCGACGUCGUCCGCCGGCGCCACGGUCUGCGAGUGCUCGCCGGAGCAGGUCGCGCUCUGGGCCGCCUACGACGGGUCCACGGCCGUCGCGUCGACGACGAACGCCGUGUUCACGUCCUACUACGCGGAGCUCUUCGCCGAGGGCCUCACGGACGCCGUGUGGACGCGGACGACGCUUUUGCUGUAUACGCUGGCGGCGCUCGUGGGCGCGACCGUGCUCCUCGGCGUCUGGGGCUGGGACAAGGACCGGCGCUGCCGCGCGGACGCGACGCGGAAGGCGCUGGACGCGUUCGUCGACUCCAAGGCCAAGUUCCGCGGGAGCCGCGGGGUCAGCGAGAAGGUGAGCCUGUCGUCCAUCCCCCUCGAGGUCCACGACGGCUUGUUGGAAGCGUCCAUGCCCAACUUCAUGGCCAAGGUCCACACGCCGGGGUCGCUGGUCUGGGACAAGAUCAAGCAGUACCACUGCGUCCUCAGCGUCGUCUUCUACUACGACCCGCGCUUCUCGCGGCUGACGCGCGCGUUCCUGGCGCUCUUCGACGUCGUCGUCAUCCUCUUCGCCGAGGCCGUGACCUACGAGCUCGUCUUCCCCGCGGGCGUCUGCGAGUCGCUCGAGGACCUCGGCGACGCGGCGUCGUGCGAGGACCUGCGGUCGCCCGUGUUCCGCGACACGAAGAUCUGCAUCUGGGACGCCUUCGUGGACCCGCGGUGCCGCCUGAAGCAGCCGGGCUCCGGCGCCUACGACAACCUCGUGCGCAUCACGAUGGUCGCGCUGUCCAUCGCCGUGUGCCUGCCGGCGCUGAAGCUCGCCGCGUUCGCGACGCGGCGCUACCUCGCGCGCGACCACGUCUGGGCGUGGCGGCCCGACGCGGGCGGCCGCGACGACGACGAGGUGCUCUUCGACGACGCGUGCGCGCGCGACGACGGCCCGCUCUUCGCCGCGCUCCACCGCGUGCUGCGGCGCGGCGACGACCGCGCGACGCGCGCGCGGUCGCGGACCCAGACGACGGCGAAGCUCAAGCGCGGCGCGCGGGCGUCGGCGCACGAGACCUUCGACUUCCGGGCGGCCCUGGACAACGCCGACGUGUCCCGGUUCGAGCGCCAGGUGCUCCGGGCGUUACCGGGCACGAUGCGCGCCGUCGUGCGGCAGCGCGUCGAGCUCAACGACGCGCUGCUGGACCUGAAGACGGGCCGCCACCCGGGCAUGUCCGUCACCGAGCGGCGCGCGCUCGCGUCGAACCUCGGGUUCCUCAAGCACCGCCUCGAGCUGCUCUGGGGCAUCUCGUCGACGGGCUCCGCGGGCUGGGAGUACGUCUUCGCGUCGACGGCGUACCGGGUCCUGAGCCACGCGAUCAAGGAGGCGAUCGCCUUCGACCGCGACCUGCAGCAGGUCGAGGACCCGGCGACGAAGUGCCUCCUCAUCUACCACUUCUGCCGCUACGAGAACCUCAACGACGACGAGCGGCGGGUUUUACGGCAGGCGCUGAACACGCGCGGCACCUGGGCCGAGGAGGGCUACGACUUCCGCGAGCCGCCCGUGAGCGGCUACGUCAAGGUCGCCCUCCUCGUCCUCAUGGUCCUCGUGCUCGCCGCGACGGCCUACUUCCUGCUCGUCUUCGGCCUGGGUAGGGACGAGGCGGUGCAGCGCGAGUGGUGGGCCGACACGAUGCUGACGCUCGGGCUCAUCUUGGUGAUCUUCGAGCCCGCGCGCAUCGCCGUGUGCCACUGCUCCGUGCCCAUGCUCAUCGGCGACAAGAUGGAGCACUACCGCGACCCCGUGCGCCUGCGCCUGCCGUACCGCAACGCCGCGCCGUCGACGGCGUCGGAGCUCAUCUCCGCGCAGCACCUCGCGGCCUUCGAGGACGUCGGGCUGCCCGUGCCCACGGUGCUGCGCGUCGCCGAGAAGGCGUGGGCGACGCGCGACGACGGCUCGGACGACGACGACGACUUCGUCGACCCGCUCGCGCGGUCGAACCGGCGGCGGCGCGCGGCCGAGGCGCCGGAGCCGACGCGGCUCCGGCGCUGCGGCGCGUGGGCGGCGACGGCCGGGCACCGCGUGGUCCGCGCGGUGAAGUCGCGGUCGCUCGACGUCGCCCGCUUCGAGGCCGGGGCGCCGACGGAGGUCGAGACCGUCGUCUGGCGCGUCGCGCAGAACGCGGGCGACCUCGGCAACCCGUCGACGGUGGACCCGCACCACGCGGCCUACAACCGGGCCUACCGGGCCCUGAGCCCGCGCUGGGCGCCGGCGUACGUCGCGCAGCUCCGCGCGGGCCUCGAGUGGCGGCCGUCCGCGGCGUACCGGUCGACGAUCGCGUCGUGGGCGGCCUUCUCGCUCAUGCACGACGACGUCCAGGAGAUGGUCAUCGAGGAGGCCUUCAUGGGCCUCGUGCUCGGCGCGUCCUACGGCGUCGACCAGGUCGCCGACUCCCUGGGGGAGGUGAGCUCGUACGCGGCCGUCGGUCUCGCGUUCGUCGCCGUGCUCGUCCCGCUCGCGGCGGCGCUCGGCCUCUUGUCCCGGCGCCACGGCGCCCGGGCCGAGGCGGCGAAAAGCGCGCGGUCCGGCGACGCGGGCCUCGCGGCGCUCGACGACGCGGACAGCGACGUCGAGCUCGACGACGACGCCGUCCUAGGGCGCCGCGCGCUGCCGCCGACGCGCGUCAUGGUCUGCGAGCGCAUCGGCGACGACCGCUUCCGGCGCCUCUUCCGCCGGCGGUCCCUCAAGCGGCUCGUGCGCCGCAAGCUCGGCCGCGCGUCGGUCUGGGACGGCGCGACGGCGACGGAGAACGACGGCGCGCUGCUCCUCGAGACGGACGGCGGCGACCAGGUCGAGCUCGUCUACGGCCCGGACACGCGCGCGUCGAAGAAGCGCUACGGCGACCGCGCCUGCGCGCUGCUCCUGGCGAACUGCCGCAUCUUCGACGACCGGAGCGAGCGCAAGCUCGACGUCGCCUUUGACUGCAACGACGACGAGGCGCGCGACGAGUGGGCCGACCGCUUCGACUAUUUGCUCGGCACGGCGGCCAGGGGCAAGCACGCGACCUACGCGGCCCAGGCCAAGGCCGUGCAGCUCGUGGCGAGGACCGUCGUCGUGGACCCGCGGCGCUUCCGCCGGGACGCGUCCAAGGUCCGGAAGUGGCGCCGGACGCUGGAGGCGGUCGCGCGCGACGUCCGGCGGCGGCGGGGCCGCGCGCGGCGCCGCUGGGCCGUCGCGCUCGCGGGCGUCGCGGGCAAGAUCCGCGACCGGCGCCUCGAGGACCGGGGCUACACGUCGCGCGAGCUCGCCGCGGUGCCCGGCGAGCUCCGGCGCCUGAGCCUCGAGGCGAAGCGCGCGAACGCGACGGCGAUCUUGGCGCGCGACGGCUUGCUGCGCCACCUGGCCAAGACCGUGGAGCACGUCGUGAAGCGGCCGCACCUGUCCAUGGCCGACGCCGUCGACCUGUUAUUAGCGGGCAACUGCGUGCGCAUGCUGCUGGCGCUGCCCGGCGUGCUCCGCGCGGUGCUCCGGAAGAAGGUCGAGCGGAAGAGUCUGGAGGCGUUCCUCUACCUGAGCGCGACGUCGCGCGUGCCCCUCUUCACGUCGGCGGCCCUGGAGAUCAUGGCGGCGCUCUACCUGAGCCGGGGCGCGGCGCGCGACGCCGUCGACGGCGUCCUGCUCCGGGUCGACCGCGGCGCGACGUGGGGCGGGCCGGGCCUCGGCUUCGCCGAUUUGCCGGAGAAGCCCGACGCGCCGGGCUUCGACGACGUGCCGCGCUACGGGUCCCUGCUCCACCUCCUCGACGGCGCGGAGCUCGACGACGUCCGCCUGAGCGCGCUGAGCCUCUGCUCCGCGCUCGUCGCGGACGGCUCGGAUCGGGCGGACGCGUUGUGGAAACACGCGCUGCUCUUCCGCGCGGCCAACGGCGUGCUCGAGGCGGCGCCGGAGGACCUGGCCAAGGCGGAGACGUGCGCGCCGACGGACCCCGCGGCGUCGGCGCCGGCGCUCUGCGGCGCGCGCGACGCGCUCCUCGAGGAGACGGCGGCGGCGCGCGACGACGCCGGCGCGCGCGCGGUCCUCGCGGGCCAGCUCGAGCGCUUCCUCGACGUCUGGGAGAGCCGCUGCCUCGACGACGCCGACGACGUCUACGCGCUGCCCGCGGGCAACGGCGAGCGCGUCGAGCUGCUCGCGGAGCGCGCGAAGCGCCGCGCGCUGCUCGUCGGCACCGAGAAGGCCGAGGCGCUCCUCGCGUCCGUCGGCGACGACUUCGCGGGCCUCGUGCGCCUGCUGCCCGAGGGCGACGCCCGGGCCGUCGUCUCCGACGACGACUCGUCGGACGACGACGAGGCGGCGAAGGCGCCCGUCGCGCGCGUCGACGUCACCGCCGCGUGCCUGGCGAAAUACACGCCGAACCUCGUCUACGGCCGCGUCGCGGACAAGAAGACCAGGGCGGAGCUCGAGGCCGAGGCCGAGGAGCGGCGCCUGGCCAAGCUCGACGAGAAGCGGAAGAACGAGGAGGCGGAGGCCUACAUCAAGGAGCAGCGGCUCAAGCAGGCGCGCGAGGCCGCGGCGGCCGCGGCGCCGCGGCCGCGGCCGGGAUUGUUGUCGCAGGCGUCGAUGCGCGCGAUCGAGGUCGUCGGCGCCGCGCGCGCGGAGGCGGCGGUGUCCGGCGACGUCGACGGCGUCCCGCCGGCGGACCCGGCGCUGGAGAAGUUCCACAAGAUGCUGAAGAUGCACGUGCCCCAGGGCGCCGUCGAGGCGAAGAUGCGCGCCGAGGGCCUCGACCCGGACGCGCUCAAGUACGAGAAGUACCGGUCCAUGCUCAGGAUGCACGUGCCCCGCGGCGCCGUCGAGGCGAAGAUGCGGGCCGACGGCCUCGACCCCGCGGGCCUCUUCGGCGCGCCCAAAGCGGCCAAGGCCGCGCCCAAGGCGGACCCGGCGACGGCGUCGAUGAAGCGGCGCUUCGAGACGCCGCUGGGCUGCGCGCGCGCGCCGCGCGCCAAGCUGAGGAACCUCUGGUGGGACUUCAUCGACGACGACGCCGUCGGCUUCUGGGCCGAGGACGCGCGGAAGCGCCGCGGCAAGCACCCGAAAUGGCUCGACGGCGCCGCGCUCGACGAUUUGGAGCGCGUCUACGGCGACGCCAAGGCCGAAAAGGCGCCCUCGGCCAAGGAGGCGGCCGCGGCGAAGCAGGCCGCGGCGGGCACGAAGAAGCGGAGCGUCGUCGCCGAGGUGCUGGGGCCGCGGCGGGGCCUCGAGCUGAACAUCCUCCACGGGUCGCUCAAGGUCGAGCCGGAGGCGGUCGCGGCGGCGCUCAAGCACCUCGACGCCGCGGCGCUCGCGGACAAGGCCGACGUGCUCCACGGGCUCUUCGAGUCCGACGAGACCGUCGCGGCCAUGACCGCGGCCAUGCGGCCGUUUCUCGUCGAGGGCGCGGACCGGUCGAAGCUCGACGCGGCGAGUCGAACGUACGCGGCGGUGCUCGGCGCCGUCGCGCGCGCGCCGGCCAAGGUCCACUGCCUGCGGCUCGCGUCGCGCCUCGACGGCCGCGUCGACGCGUUGGACGCGGCGCUGGACACGCUCCGCGACGCCGCGGACGAGGUCAAGCGCUCGCCCGCGUGGCGCGCGGUCCUCGAGUUCGUCCUCGCGGUCAACAACUUCGCCAACGACGGCACGCCGCGGGGCUGGAAGCAGGCGCUGCGCGUGUCGUCGCUGCGGAAGCUCAAGAACGCGAAGACGGCGCCCAUGGCGGACCUCGGCGACGCGGCGCCGGGGAACCUGCUCCGCUUCGUCGCGAAGCACGUCGACGUCGGCGAGGCGCUCGAGGCCGAGCUCGCGACGGCGCGCGCCGCGGCGCUGGCGACGCCCCUGUCGGACCUGCGGGCGGACGUGGCCGCGCUCGAGGCCGACGCGGCCGCGGCCGCGCGCGAGGCCGACGCGCUCCUCGACGACGGCGAGACGACGGCCGAGGCGCGCGCGCGGGCCACGGCCGACGCGGCGCGGCGCGCCGUCGACGCGCUCCAGGACAAGCUCGCGGCGACGUCGUCGGCCUGCGCGCUGCUCCUCCGCGGCUUCGGCGAGGACCCGGCCAAGGUGCCGGCCGAGGCCUUCUUCGGCGACGUCGCCGCGUUCCUCGACGACUUCAAGCGCGAGGCCGACGACGUCCGCGCGGCGCUCGCGGGCGGCCGCCGGCCCGCGCGGCGCCGCGCGCCGCGCGCCGCCAAGCGCGGCUCCGAGGAGCAGACCUUCCUCGCGGGCAUCCGCCACUCGCUCAAGCGCGCGGGCGCGAUCCGCACGCUCGCGGCCGCCGACUCCGACGACGAGUUCGACGCGGCGACGGCCGCGAACCGCCGCCGGUCCAUGCUCCGCCGCGCCAUCUCGGGCGGCGGCGACUCCGACGACGAGGGGGACUCCGAGUCCUCGGGCUUCUCCGACGGGGACUUCUAAGGCGGUCUGAUUGUG